This is a messenger RNA of Pristis pectinata (smalltooth sawfish), 3956 nucleotides long. It is a transcript of the gene tgm2a, whose product is annotated as transglutaminase 2, C polypeptide A. Gene Ontology annotation, molecular function: protein-glutamine gamma-glutamyltransferase activity. The transcript is spliced from 13 exons. The record is from RefSeq and is a predicted model, not a curated record. NCBI's taxonomy places the organism in Eukaryota, Metazoa, Chordata, Chondrichthyes, Rhinopristiformes, Pristidae. Bases 158 to 2221 code for a protein of 687 amino acids. Gene Ontology annotation, biological process: peptide cross-linking.
GUUCUCUGUCUCACAGCCUGGGUUCUCCGUUACGCCCCGUCCCAUUGACGGGAAUUUGGGGCUGGGCAGGCAGAUUUGACUAUAAAAGUUUGCAACGUUGACGGUGAGCGCAGAAUCGGAGCAGAGGGCAGUCGGCGUGGGGCAGCCUGAAGAAGAGAUGGCACAAGCGCUGGAAGUGGCAAGCACAGAUCUGCAGUGUCAGCUCAAUAACACGGCGCACAACACGGCCGAUUUUGGCUUCAGGCGGCUGGUUCUGAGACGGGGCGCUCGUUUCACCAUCACUGUGAAGUUCACCUCCAGAGGCUACCAACCACAACAUGACCAGAUCUCCUUCAUCGUGGAAACAGUUUUGGAUGCUUCAGAGGCAUCUGAAAAAGUCGAGUUUCAACUUUCAAGUUCAGUGACUGAAAACUCGUGGAGUGCUGCCCUUGGAAACAAUGCUGGGAGUCAACUCACCCUGUCCAUGUGUUCACCAUCCACGAGUAAAAUCGGCCGCUUCUCCUUGAAGAUGGUGUGCACAACACAGGGCUAUUCUAGGCAGUUUCAUCUGGGAGAAUUCAUCAUCCUCUUCAACCCCUGGUGCUCAGCUGAUGCUGUCUUCCUAGCUUCUGAGGAUCAGCGCAGGGAAUAUGUGCUGAAUGAUCAGGGGUUGACGUAUUACGGUACAAAUAAAAACAUUUCAUCGUUACCCUGGAACUUUGGGCAGUUUGAAGAUGGGAUUUUGGAUAUUUGCCUGAAAAUCUUGGACAACAGCAAAAACUACCUGGAAAAUCCAAAGGAAGACUGCUCCAAGAGGAACGAUCCCGUUUACAUCAGCAGGCUUGUGACUGCGAUGGUGAAUUGCAAUGACGACAGGGGGAUACUGCAGGGAAGGUGGGAUGGUAACUAUUCACAUGGAACAGCUCCAACAACGUGGAUUGGAAGCAUUUCCAUCCUUCGUCGAUGGAGCAACUCCGGAUGUCAGCCUGUCCUCUAUGGCCAGUGUUGGGUGUUUGCUGCUGUGGCCUGUACAGUUUUGAGAUGUUUUGGAAUUGCCACUCGGCACAUCACCAAUUUCAACUCUGCACAUGACACGGAGCAAGAUUUACGAAUUGACUCCUUCAGUGAUGAGAAUGGAAGAACCUUGAACAUAAUGAAAGACAGCGUCUGGAACUUCCAUUGCUGGGUGGAAUCUUGGAUGACACGGCCUGAUUUGAAGGCAGGCUAUGAUGGUUGGCAAGUACUGGACCCCACUCCACAGGAGCGGAGUGAAGGAAUCUUCUGCUGUGGUCCAGCUUCUCUCAAAGCCAUUAAGAAUGGGGACGUUAAUCUGAAUUUUGAUACUCCAUUUGUCUUUGCUGAAGUCAACGCAGACAUGGUGUCGUGGCUAGUCCGAAAGGACGGUUCAAGGACAAAGAUUGACGUUAACAGUCGAUUAAUUGGUCAGUUCAUCAGCACAAAGGCCGUUGGCAGCGAUGACCGUGAGGAUGUCACACACAAUUACAAGUAUCCAGAAGGUUCUGAAGAAGAAAGGAACAUUUUCCAUAAAGCCAACAAGUCUAUCAGUCUGCCCAAUGAGCCAAAGAAACCAUUCUCUGUAAAACUGAACGCCAACAGGGUCAACGUGAACGGGAGUAAUUUUGAAGCCUCUUUUGUUGUCUCGAAUCAGUCCUCAGAGACAAAGAAUUGCAGGCUUUUGCUCUGUGCCCAAACCACCACGUACAAUGGGAAACCAUUUCAGGAAUGUGGAUGGAAGGAUCUGGAGAACUUCACAAUUGGACCUCAAGAAGCGAAGACCGAGACCCUUCAGGUGAAGUACACAGACUACAGCGGGCGCUUAACAGAUCACAAUCAGAUCUGCAUCACAGGCCUUGUCAUUGAGUACAAUACGUAUGAAGUACUGGUUGCCAAAAAAGUGAUCACGAUGCAGAAUCCAGAACUGCAAAUUAAGAUUCUGGGAGAACCAGUACAGUACCGAGACAUGACGGCAGAGAUUUGCUUCACCAACCCACUGCCGGAGAAUGUGUGUGAUGGGUUCUUUCUGGUAGAGGGAGCUGGCCUCACUGAGGAACAGAGGCUUCCGUGCCCGGUUCAGUCCAUUGGCCCAGGCCAAGAGGUGAAGAUAAAGGCUAAAUUCACCCCUCAGAAAUCAGGCCAGAGGAAACUGCUUGUGGACUUCGACUGCAACAAGCUGAAAGAUGUGAAGGGUUCCAAAACCGUUAUUAUUAAACCGUAUCACUAAUAGCAACCUGCUGAAGGAAGUGUUGUGUCUGAGAUUGCACCUAUAAGAAGAGCUGGGGAAAUGAGCAGAGAUUAAAUCUUGCAUUCCCUUGUCUUUUAAAAAAUACUACUUUAAUCAUGAAUGAUCUUUGAAUGAUAAAAUGAACCACUGUUGUGUAGCUUUGUUCCAGUUUUCUCCUCAUCUCCAGAGGGACAAGACUGAUGCUUUUAGUGUAGGGUUUGUGUGGCAAUGGGGAAGCAUGGGUUUCCAAUAAAACUUCAGAAUGCCUGUUAAUUCUUUUCUCUCUGUGUAUCCUGCCUGACAGCUCACCUUCUUGAUAGGCUGGCAGCCUGUCAGAUAGAAAAGCCUCAAAACUAGGACCACCAAAAAAAAAGACAGAAGUUGGUAGGGGAGCACAACUGCAGCAAGGGCGGGUGAGCUGGGGUCAAGUGGUGCAGGCCAGAGAUUGGGCUGGGAUCAUACAUUGUAACUGAGGGAUAGAACAUGUAAUGGCAGGACAUGGUUGGCAGCUGAGUGCUUCCAGCAUCUUAUUUCAGAUUUCCAGCAUAUGCAGUUUGGUUUUGUCUACUGGUGAUAGUCAGGAGAGUUAUGUAGAAUGUACCCAAGUAGAACACUUGAUCCUUCUGGUUCACGUGGCGUGUUCUCAACUUCCCCAGUUAUCCCUAUCCACAUAAUCUUCUACCCUCUGCUUAUCUCUGCUUUGUUGCCUUUAACUGAAACUAAACUAUAUUGUGAGCCAUCUGCCUUUAUCUUGGGAGGGAAGAAUGUAGUUAGAGAGUGGGAAUGGGAGGGGACUGCUUGGCAGCAGGUGGGAACCGUCCUGAGCCACAGGGCUGUGCUGUAACGGAGCUUGGCAGCAGGCCAGCAAUAGUCCCCUGCCUGCCGGCCAAAGCCUCCUGUCUUUGAGACCUAAAAUUUCUUCCAAACCUGUGGUCUCUGUAUUUGCUUUUGUCCUGUGUUUCCUCCUUUUAAGACACAGCUCAUCUGAGAGGAUGCAGUUCUGGACUUCGUUGUCCACCACAGCCCAAUGGGUAGAGGCCUUUUUGUACAUGAGGCAUCAGUUGCUGAUUAACAACACUGGGCAUAUAUUAUAGAUCACUUAAAAAGAAAAAGCAAUUGAAGAUUGGGUCAAGCUAUUUGAUGGCACUAAUAGCCAUUCAAGAAUGUUAACACUGAACCAAAUUAUCAGAAUUAAGCCAGUAACAAUUCUUUCUCUGGAAGCUUAUUCCAAGUCCAAUCCAUCAACCUGAGCUCAUAAUCAAAAUUGGCACAUUAGUGUGGUACAAAGGAUUAAGGCACUAUUUGGAAAUGCUAUCAUUGAACCUUGGUCAUUUAUUACAUUGUUUGUGUGACAGUCCUGUGUCCAAAGAUUGCUGCAGUUCCUCACAUUAUAACAUCGACCAUAUAUCAGGAGCGUUUUCCUGACUGUGAAGUGUGUUAAGGUGUCCCAAGUUUGUGCAAGUUAGGGUACAAGUACAAAUUCCUUCUUUAAAUCAGCUUCAGAGACUGCCCAUCUUUGGAAUGUCAACUGAGGUCAAGAAUUAUGAUUCUAUGUUAUUUUAUGCAACAGCAAUUUCUUUAUCAGGCAUAAAUCUGAGCUUUGACUGGGCAAAGUCCUUAUUAUUUUUGUACGCUAUUCUGCUUUUCAGAUUUUCUUCUCUCUGCUUCAGCAUUAACAUUUUAUAAAACAUCAUAAUGGAGUUUUGCUGAUUAUGUAAUCAAUAAAAUAUUUUAC